Molecule: messenger RNA, 2212 nt
Organism: Gadus morhua (Atlantic cod)
Lineage: Eukaryota; Metazoa; Chordata; Actinopteri; Gadiformes; Gadidae
Gene: arl8
Product: ADP-ribosylation factor-like 8
Exons: 6
Coding region: 583-1122 (179 amino acids)
Molecular function (GO): GTPase activity; GTP binding
Source: RefSeq, a predicted model, not a curated record
GCGUCGCGGAGCUCCGAGUGAACUUCAAGAAGACAUUAACGGUACGCAGCCCGAAGGAGUCAUUAACGGGACGCAGCCUCAAGGAGACCUUAACGGGACGCAGCCAUUAGCGGGACGCAGCCCGAAGGAGACAUUCCUCUGUUAGCUAGCUCCGGCUCCCUCCGCUUAGUUUACAUCACAGACCUGUUGAUAGCGCUUAGCAGCAUUAGCAUCCCAUUCUAUCUUGGUCAUAUUACUACCCCCCCUCCUUUACGAGCAGCAGGGUUUUAAAGGCGGUCUUGUGUACAUGGAGUCCCUGUCGGAACGGUCUGUGAGGAUUCCGCUGGAGAGCUACAGCUAAUUCUAGCGCUAAUGCUAGCAGAGACACCGCUUGACUUUUAGCCGUAGCAGCUAGUUAGCCUGGCUAGCUCCCCCCUCCACAGCUGUUGGUUAGCUCGGCUAGCUCUCCCCUCCACAGCUGCUGGUUAGCUUUGCUAGCUCUCCCCUCCACAGUUGCUGGUUAGCUAGGCUAGCUCUCCCCUCCACAGCUGCUGGUUAGCUAGGCUAGCCGCUCUCCACAUCUGGAUCCUCAUUGUUUGCACCAUGGGCGUCAUCUUCGCCAAGCUGUGGAGCUUCUUCUGUGACCAAGAACACAAAGUGAUCAUUGUUGGGUUGGACAAUGCAGGAAAGACCACCAUACUCUACCAGUUUCUGAUGAACGAGGUGGUCCACACGUCGCCCACCAUAGGCAGCAAUGUGGAGGAGAUCGUAGUGAAGAACACGCACUUCCUCAUGUGGGACAUUGGUGGGCAGGAGUCCCUCCGCUCCUCCUGGAACACCUACUACUCCAAUACUGAGUUUAUCAUCCUGGUGGUGGACAGCACAGACCGAGAGCGGCUGGUCAUCUCUAAAGAAGAACUGUACCGCAUGCUGGCCAACGAGGAUCUGCGUAAGGCUGCGGUUCUGAUCCUGGCCAACAAGCAGGACAUGAAGGGCUGCAUGUCUGCAGCGGAGAUCUCCAAGUACCUCAGCCUGAGCACCAUCAAGGACCACCCCUGGCACAUCCAGUCCUGCUGCGCCCUGACCGGGGAGGGGUUGUGUCAGGGUCUGGAGUGGAUGAGCUCCCGGGCCGGUCUCAGAUAGCCCCGCCCCCCCCGGAGAGCUGGAGGAGAGAUAGGAAAAUGAAAAAAAGGGUCACCUUUGACCUCUAGAGACUAAAUAGGAAGACCUGACCUGAUGAUGGAGCUGCUAUUCUCAUCCUCGUCGACCAAUGGGAGAGGAGGAGCCAACACUACAUACAUAUCAUGUUGUCAUGGAAGGGCCGGGCGGGCCGGCUUUGAUCGGUGGAAUCACGUUACAUUAAGUUCUCUCGGACAUCGGUGCUUACAGAGCCAUUUCAUAAGCUACGUUCAUGUGGUGCAUUAUGGGUAAACGAUUACAUACCUUCCGUACUCAUUCCAGCAGCUUUGGCGUGCAUGCUAGGUCGUCACACGCACACACACACAUACACGCACACGCACUAGAUCAUAAUACACAUUAAGUCAUAGCACAUACACAGUUGUUAAACAGACCCAUUAAGUAUCUACACACACACACCUGGGUCCACACUAAUAAGUUGGUGGUGUGUUAUACCAAAACAAGGGUGUAACACACAUACAGGGGUGUCUCACACAGACACACACACACACACACACACACACACACACACACACACACACACACACACGGGUGUUAUACACAUGCUAGAUGAUAUCACAUAUCUGGUAGGCCAUUCAACACUUUCGAACAUAACAAAGCUUAUUUCAACAGUAUUUUAAUUUUAGUCAAAUGUUGCUAAAUAUGAUUUGAUGUAUUUUCAUUUUGAUUAAGAUGUUUGCCUUUUUAAUAAUCUUUUAUGAUGCAGGUUUAUAUCACACAGACCUAUGUGUUAUUACAUGUCAUUUGCUUCUAGAUGCCUUUAGGUGUGUGUGUGUGUGUGUGUGUGUGUGUGUGUGUGUGUGUGUGUGUGUGUGUGUGUGUGUGUGUGUGUGUGUGUGUGUGUGUGUGUGUGUGUGUGUGUGUGUGUGUGUGUGUGUGUGUGUGUGUCACUCAGUCCAGGUUAAUGUUCUCAACAUGUUCAAAGUAUUUUUACACGCUGAUGAGGACCAUCUGGACUCAACAGCCAGGAGAGUCUGACCGUGUGUGACCGUGGUCAUGCAUUUGUUUUUAAUAAAACUUUUAUUUUGAAUCUUAA